Molecule: messenger RNA, 1719 nt
Organism: Endocarpon pusillum Z07020
Lineage: Eukaryota; Fungi; Ascomycota; Eurotiomycetes; Verrucariales; Verrucariaceae
Exons: 1
Coding region: 1-1719 (572 amino acids)
Source: RefSeq, a predicted model, not a curated record
AUGUCCUCUUGCGAAGUAGACGCUCCGUGGAAAGGGAUUGCUCGCCGAAAGCGCGCAGAACGCGAUACCGCCAUCCCAGCAGUCUGGAAGCUCGACCAGAAGCAUCUGCCCAAAGAAAAUAGAGAACCGGAAAACGUGCUAUCUGUCCCAGACCAAUGCGGUAUCCUUACAGCCAAAGACCUCACGAUAACCUCGCGGUACAGCGCUCGGAGCUUGAUCAGUGCAAUUACUUCCAAUCAUCUUACGGCAAAAGAAGUAACCGCUGCAUUCUGCAAACGUGCCGCCAUAGCCCAGCAGUUGACCAAUUGCCUUACUGAAUUGCUCUUCCCUUCUGCUCUCCAACGAGCUGAAUCCCUGGACAAGCACCUGGCGGAGUACGGCAAGCCGUUUGGCCCGCUCCAUGGAUUGCCUAUAUCUAUGAAGGACAGCUUUAAUAUUAUGGGCGUGGACUCUUCUAUUGGCAUUGCGGCAUUGUGCUUCAAGCCGGCAAAGUCAAACUCACCGCUCGUGGACCUGCUGCUUAGCCUAGGUUGUGUGAUCAUCGCCAAGACGAACGUCCCGCAGACACUUGCGGCGCUGGAUAGCAAUAACAACGUCUUUGGACGCACCAUGAACCCGAUAAAUCGGCUUGUCACUGCUGGCGGCAGUUCGGGAGGUGAGGGUGUGCUUGUCGCCAUGAAAGGCUCCAUGAUCGGCGUUGGAACGGAUAUUGGUGGAAGUAUCAGAAUCCCGGCUAUGUGUAAUGGAAUCUACGGUUUCAAGCCGAGUGUGGGACGCGUACCGCACGGUGGGCAGGAGGUUGGGAGCUUGUACGGAGAUGGGAGAGCGGCGAUGGAAGCUGUGACAGGGCCGAUUGCGAGGUCUGUGCAAGACCUGGAUACCUUUCUGAAGGAGGUAGUGCCUAGAGCGGAGAUGUGGGCAGAGGACUGUGUGCCUGGCAACUGGGGUGUGGGAGAAAUGAAAGGGUGCGGGAAGAAUGGAAAUUUCGUGGUCGGAAUCAUGCGACGAGAUGGAAAUUGCGAGCCCCUACCUCCUGUUUUGAAAGUAAUCGAAGAAGUGAAACAAAAACUGACCCGAGUUGGGAAUAUCGAGGUCGUUGAUAUUCCCACUCCCCAAGCUUGGACCAAAUGCCAAGGUCUUGCGAACAGAUUAAUGGCUGCCAAUGGUGCUACUCGCAUGGCCGACUUGCUUGAAGAAACAAAGGAGCCUCUUGCCCCUUGGAUGCAAAGGCGAUUCAAGAGAAGCCCAGCAAGAUCAAUUGCCGAAGUUCGAGAUAUGCAGGCUCAAAGAUCGAGUCUGGAGAGGCGCAUGCUAGACAUCUGGUACCAAACAGACAAAGACGGAUCAAGGAAGCGGAAAUUUGAUGCACUAAUCUGUCCAGUCGCACCACACCCUGUUCCACCAAUCGAUCGUUGGAAUGCUGUUGGCUACACAUCCAGCUUUGUGCUUCUUGACUAUCCUGCUGCAGUGAUUCCGGUUCGAAGAUUUGAUGAGGGUGACCUUGAACUGGGAAAGGAGAUGGGCGGACCAUCGCUUGGGAGCUGGGACGAACGAAAUAGACAGCUAUGGGACGAGAAGAUUACCGACCGAAAGGUGUACUUGGACACUCCGCUAAGUAUACAGGUCGUGCCCCCCAAACUGCAUGAUUUCGAGCUGUGCAGGAUGAUGGACGUGAUCGACCGAGCACUGAGCACCACGGGCAGAGACUCAAAGCUAUGA